AUGCAAUUGAAAUGUCUUCAAAGAUUGAAAUCCAUAGCUUUUGAAAACGAAACGAAUAAAAUAUGCAUGGAGAAAGCAGGAACGGCAGAAUUCUUAGCUUCCUUGAUAAUUGUUAAGAAAAUCAUGGUAGAAUCUUCAAUUGAAGAAUCAGAAGAUUUAUCUGAAUUGGCAAGAAUCAGAGAUGAAGCUUUAAGCAUUCUUCGUGGGAGCUAUGAAUCUCGAGCUUAUGCUGUUAUGCUACUGAAAUCCAUGUUUGAAGUAGCUGAUGAUCCAACAGAGCUAACCAUCUUAAAACCCGAAUUCUUCAUCGAAUUAGUCCAAAUCUGGAAGGAUAAGAUUUCUCAAAAAGCCUCAAAUUCCUCUCUAAAAAUUCUUACCAUUGUCGUCCAUGGGGAAGAAACAAGAUCAAAGCGGUGGAAGCAGGAGCAGUUUCUUCGUUAA
Messenger RNA from Fraxinus pennsylvanica, 441 nucleotides. The record is from the annotation of a GenBank genome assembly. NCBI's taxonomy places the organism in Eukaryota, Viridiplantae, Streptophyta, Magnoliopsida, Lamiales, Oleaceae.